AUGUCUCACUCCUCACCUUGGCAGCAAGCAAAAUUGUUAGUAAAAUAUGUAUUUUAGGUAAAAAUUAUUCCCUUUCGUUAGCGAGCAAAGACAUUUUUAAAUAUUUUUUAUUUAAAACUAUAAUUAAUAAUUAUAAUAAUAAAUCUUAACUAGUAAGUAAUUAUAUUUACCUAUAGUCAGCUUGAGUUCUAAAACAUAAAUAGUCAAAUAUUUCAAAUUUUUAUUUUUGAAAACCCCAAAAACUAUUUUUUUCGUGUAUAAUUAUUAACCUCUCGGCUAAUAUAAAAAAUUUUUACUAUCAAAUCAUGAAACGGGAGUCAGUGGAAAAGGGGAAUGUGUGAUUGCUGUCAAGCAAUACCAGCGUGUUAUUUAGCUACCUUUUGUGGUAUCCCGUUUUUGCAGGGAAUUGCUCAUUUUGAAAUGAAUGGAGGCCGAGGAGGUGGAACAGCUUGUUUGCUAUCUACUCUUUUAGGUCCUUGUGGGGCUGCAAUAAACCGACAAGCGGUCAGAAAUAAAUAUGGAAUAUCUGGGAAUUGUUGCUUGGAGUGUCUUUUAUAUACUUGCGGAAUGGGGGUGUGCAUGGCGACACAGGAAUAUCAGGAAGUGUAUUUAAACACAUCAAACAUAGCAAAAUAA
Molecule: messenger RNA, 636 nt
Organism: Blepharisma stoltei
Lineage: Eukaryota; Ciliophora; Heterotrichea; Heterotrichida; Blepharismidae
Source: the annotation of a GenBank genome assembly